Messenger RNA from Bombyx mori (domestic silkworm), 6188 nucleotides. RefSeq names its product transcription factor EB (gene Mitf). The transcript is spliced from 14 exons. Gene Ontology annotation, molecular function: protein dimerization activity; DNA-binding transcription factor activity, RNA polymerase II-specific; RNA polymerase II cis-regulatory region sequence-specific DNA binding. Gene Ontology annotation, cellular component: nucleus. The record is from RefSeq and is a predicted model, not a curated record. Lineage: Eukaryota; Metazoa; Arthropoda; Insecta; Lepidoptera; Bombycidae. Bases 486 to 2165 code for a protein of 559 amino acids. Gene Ontology annotation, biological process: regulation of transcription by RNA polymerase II.
GCUCAGUGUCAUUGCGCACGUCGCGUCGGACGCACGUCCCGAAACUAGCGCGUCCAUUAUCAAUUCGCAUCCACGUGUUUUUGUGAGUAAAUAAUCAGUGUAUCGAGUCAAUUGAGCGGUCGUGUUGUUUUUAAUAGUGCAUACCGUGUUUCAACAAUUGGAUUGCCCGAGAGACGUGUCUGCAGCGUCCGCCUUCACGAAUCGACUCGAGGUGUAGUGAUUACGUUUUUCUUUUUUUUUUUUUCAACAGUAUCUUCAGUAUUAAAUUAGUGAUAAAAGUGAAAGUGCUAAAACGAACAGUAUUGAUGUAGCUAAGUGAUAACACCGAGAUGUCUAAAGAAAAGAAUGGUUAUAGUUAGUUAGGAUGUCAGAAAGGUGACAUACGGAGCUGGGCCUCCGGCUGCUGUGUGAAGACAUACGAAAACAUUCCUCUAUUAAAAAUUCUGACCCAGGGCCCGGUGGAAAACAGCAAGGAUAUCUGCAAAAUGACCAAGGGCCCUCGGAAGGUGAAGCUAGUCAUUGUAGUCAACAAUAAGAAAGACCCGCCUACGUUUAAGACCCUGACGCCCACAUCUCGCACACAACUGAAGCAGCAGUUGAUGCGAGAACAUGCCCAGGAGCAGCUGCGAAGAGAAUCACAAAACCAACAAGCUGGACAAUCCAAAGACAAUGAAGAGCAUAAAAAGAAGUCCUCGCCGACGGAGGUGCCUAGGAUUACGCCACACGUCGAAUUACCGCCACAAGUCCUACAGGUCCGAACAGUUCUGGAGAACCCCACCAGGUAUCACGUGAUACAGAAGCAGAAGAGUCAGGUACGACAGUACCUCAGCGAGUCCUUCCAACCACACACACAGGUGGCGACGACACGUGGUCCGCCCACGCAGUCAGCGCCUGAGCUCGGUGCCAAACCACCGGCAUCGCCAGACCGACCGUCUUCGAGUUUGCUCAGCCCAGGAAUGUGCUCUGUCGGCACUAAUAACUCGGAGGCUGACGAGUUCCUAGAAGACAUACUAUCCCUGGACAGCGGCGCCGGACCCCUGUCAUCGUCGGGCCCCCCCUCGGCCGCCAGUUCCGUGGCAGGGGACUGCGCGAUGCUCUCCGAUGCGGACAUGCACGCGCUCGCUAAAGACAGACAGAAAAAAGACAAUCACAACAUGAUCGAGCGCCGUCGGAGGUUCAAUAUAAACGACCGGAUAAAGGAGCUUGGUACGUUGCUGCCGAAGACGAAUGACCCCUUCUACGAAGUGAUCCGUGACGUGAGGCCGAACAAGGGAACCAUACUCAAGAGCAGCGUCGACUACAUCAAGUGCCUGCGAGACGAGGUCAACAGGCUCAAGCAGAGCGAGCAGCGGCGGAAGCAGAUCGAACUCCACAACCGGAAGCUGAUGCUCAGGAUACAGGAGUUGGAGCGUCUGGCGCGCGUGCACGGGCUGCCGGUGUCGGGCGGGGAGGGCUCCCCCCCGCACGCCGCUCCCCCCGCCGCGCCCCCCGCGCCGCACGACGAGCCGCCGCCCACGCAGCCUGAGGUGGUACUGCCGAAGACGGAGCCUGCACCCCUCAUGGAGCUUAACGAGCCGCCCCCGGACUUACUCCGGGACAUGCCCUCAACGGAAUGCCUCUCAGCCUUGGACGCUUUAGACGGUCUGAAGUUAGGAUCCUGUUCGCCUCUCAGUCGAGACGAGGGUCUCUCGUUGGGAUGUCUAGAACCGGAUCUGUGCCUAGAUCCAGUUCCAGAGAACCUGUUUAGUCAUAAGGAUAUCAAGAUGCGUCUGUCUCCACUGUUGGGGCCCGAGGACAGCAGCGCGGCGCUCAACCUCGCGCAAAUAGAAGACCUCAUGGAUGACGACUCACACAAUCCAGUCACGCAAGGUGAUCCGAUGUUGUGUUCGUCGCCCACCUCGCAGCUGUGCCUGAGCGACGUAGUGGCCGAGGCGGCUGACCGGAAUAUAUCGUCAAUGUUACACGACGAUCACGCAGGGUUCCCACACAACACCGGCAACUGUUCGUCUUUAAUGUCCGAAAGCUCACUAGGCCUCGGAGGUCUCGGAGCUCUGACUGAAGGCUGCCUCCCGAGCUUUCUGAUGGGAGGUCCCCACCACCACGCCCCGCACUCGCCCCACUCGCAUCCACGGCAGCACUGCUUCGACAUGGACCUCGGGGCAUGAUAACAAACAACACGACUUUGGUGCUUUUAGGACAUAAUCAAAGUGAAUACUAGUGUAAAAUAGUAGGGACAUAAAUUUAGAAAAACGCCAUCUGUUGGCCGAGGUGUGAACUAAACCGGUGCUGCCAUCAUCUUCCAAAGUGAAAUGAACACGCUAUGUCUUCCGUGAAGUUCCUUUAUCUCCUUGUGCAACAUUUAUUUCGAUACGAAAUAUAUUGUCUAUUUAAAUAUUAUAAAGAAAUGUUCAAUACAAGUAAUGUGAUUAGUUAAUGCCUCGUUUGUUAAUUAAAUAUUAAUUGUUGAUCGAAAAGCUCAGUGUUGCUAUUGAUGAAAUUUUUAUUGUAACUCAAGUAAGUCGAAAAUUUCGACGUGAAAUUGGUAUUAAUUGUAUUUUUAGGCGCCUUCGGAUUUUUGAAGGUGUUUUUAAUUACGUAAAGGAAAAACACGAGUAUAUUAUUUAAAGCAAAGUUACCAGCAUACGAAUUUCCUACUAAGUUAGUAAAAAAAAAAUAAGAAUAACAUAAGACAAUAAACUGUUCAUAUGAUGAACGUAACAAUUAUGCAAUACAGAUAAAAAAAAUAAAGUGGUCUAAAGAACUAUUUAAGAAUAUGUAAUCUUAUUCCGCAUCUUGUAUCUAUUAAAUGAUUAUGAUUCUAGAGAGAGAGAAAAAAUUGAUUCAUAAUCGGUCAAUCGUAUCAGUGUUGCCAUAAAAGCUGAAUUAAGGCAUCUUCUUCUCAAUAUGUGAUAUUAAACGCGCAAAAGAAUUAAUAUAUUUUUAUAGUAUUUAAGUUCUUUUUUUUUUUCCAAACUCGUCCAAAGCUCGCUUUGAGAUAUGGUGCUUUAGAUGCCGAACACAUUUCUGUUUGUUGUCGCUUGAUAUUACAACGUGUUAUUUAGUGCAUAUUAAAAUUCAACUUUGAAAAGUUAAUUUAUUAUCCGUCAUAGUCUUCCAAAUUAUUACAAUGUUUUUUUUUUGUUUUUUUUUUUUUAAAUCCGAUUAAUUCCGCUUCGAAUUUAAUUUACCGUUAGUUAAUACGUACAAACGUGCAUUAUGUUUUGCAAUUAAAGACACGAGUGGAUGAAGGCGAUAUGAUACUUUUUGUUAAUUUUGAGAAAACGAGCAGCAAACUUUUGUUACUUGUAAUUUUUAUUCGUAAAUAACUCUUUCAUCACAUGCAAUUUCUAAAAAUAGCCUUUAAACCCGAAGUUUUAAGGUCUAAUAUGGUUUAUAGGCACAUAACACCUUCAUUCAAUGUAAAAACUCAAAAAUUCAAAAAAAUUGUACUAAACCCCUUCAUCCACUCAUGUCUUCAAUUGUGUGUAUGUACACGUGUCGUAACCAAGACACACAAUCAUGUACAGAUAAGUAUUAAUGUGAUAAAAUAAUAAAAUAUUAUAUAAAUAUACACAUAAAUAUUUUUAGAUGGAGUUUAUUGAUGUAUGUACGUCAUACGUCAAAUGUAUUUAUUUUAACGUGAAAUUAAUAAUGCUGUUUGCAUUGUAUUUAUGUGCCUUCUGAGCUGAAUUUAACGAAGCGCUCUGUAAAUAUAUAGUAAUAUUGUUUUUGGAUCACUAGUUACAUAUAACACGUUUUAUUUAAAUGAAUUGUUAUGUUUUUUUUAAAUGUGACGUCACGUUACGGAUGCUGGAAAGAUUGCAAGAUUUUGUGAAAUUCGAAAGUAAUUGAGGCCGUUAGGGCAAAAGUUGCCUAAGCUUACCAUAGUUAUUAUAGAGUAAUGAGGUUUAAGUUUUCAUAUGAAUUUGAAUUUGAGUAGGCAAAAAAACAAUACGCGCAAAAAUAAUCUUUACAGAGCCAUCUGUUAUCUAUGGGUGAAACUAUGAAUAGGCCGGUUUGCCAUCAAAAUCACUACAUAGUAUAAAACAAAGUCGCUUUCUCUGUCCCUAUGUAUGCUUAAAUCUUUAAAACUACGCAACGGAUUUUGAUGCGGUUUUUUUAAUAGAUACAGUGAUUGAAGAGGAAGGGUUAUAUGUAUUAUAACAUCCUUUAAAUAGUGGAGAAAUACUGUUAUUUUUGAGGUUUCUAAUGUGAUGUCGUAAAUAAUCAAUAAUAACAUUUCAUGUUUCCGAAACGAAGCAGGGGCGGGUCGCUAGUUUAUUAUAUUUUAAAUAAAUUGCAAUAAACAUAAUUAUAAGCGUGAUUAUGAAAAAUUGUGGGUUAGGCCACUUUUGCGCUGACGGCCUCAAUUUUUGAGAUGAUGAUCAUCCCGAACUCUAGGAUUCUGCGGAUUCUCGUCACCGAUAAAAACGAUUGUUGUAAUCUUACGUGAAUUAAUCGAUUGAGUGACAUUUAGAGCUGUCAUCGAAUAGAAACAAAAAAAAUCGAUUAAAAUCUGAAUUGGACCGGCGAUAAUUACAAUAAAUCUCACGUGCAGGGUGUAGAGAAUAAAUUUCCGAAAAUUAUGAUAUUUUUUUUUAAACAAUACAUGUACAAUACCGUAGAUUGGGGGUAAUUGAGACCCUUUCCAAAUCUAACACAAAUUUUCAAUGGUUUUUCUUAAACUAAUAAAAUUGAGAUUAAAAUGGUUCCGGAGGGUUAAAACUUUGUAUAAUUAUUAUACAUAGUUCAAAAUACACAAAAACUGAAAAAAACUAGCUUGACCCGAUUCACCUUGGCCUCGAGGUGAAUCAGGUUAGAGACAAUAUAGUUUUUCGAUAGGGCUGGCACUAUUUAGUUGUUAGGUAGGUACCUAACUUUAGGCAAUUAAAUUUUUAAUAUAUUUAAUGAGUUACAAAACUUUGAUGACUAAAUUAAAUUAUUUAAUAUUCUUAAAUACAAAAUAAAAGUCAUUUUGAGUUCAACAAAGUUAAAUUUAACAACGCAACAAAAGUAUUGUGACACCCCAAAAUUGUCCCUAUUUUAACUCUAGUCUCUAUUCCCUCCAAUCUACUGUAUUCUUUUUUCAUACAAAAAACUUGAUUAAACUGUAAAGCUUAUAAUGUAUUUUUACGUAUAGACUAUGUAACCUCGAUAGUGGCUUCGUGUCUCGACGCGUCACACUGUGAUGUCCAUGGACUCCGGAACCACUUAACACCGGGUGGGCCGUGAGCUCGCCCGCCCGUAAAGGCAACUAAUGUCAAUGUCAAUGUUAGAGGUGUAGGCUAGUAGAAGAAUUUUUUUUUUAUCACGUUCGAAUCGUAUGAUGAUGAUGAUGAUGACGAAAAUAUGAUGAUCGACUCCCGGGAACUCUGUCUUCAUCCUGCACGCACCAGACUGACGGUGCCUUGUCGCUCCGGUGGACGACCUACCUAUAUCCGUCAUACAAACACACACAAAAACUGAUAUUGAAUAGACAGUGAGAAUUCAAACUUAGCAAUAAUGAUUUAGUAAAAAUAAGUUUAAUGCUUUUUUUUCGUCUUUCAACUGAUUGGCUUUAAAUUAAAAGAAAUUGUUCUCUUUGAGGUUUUUUUUGUAAUUUAUUUGAAGUAAAUUUUAAUGGAAUUGAUAUUUGAAAAAUAAAAAAAACAAAAAAUAGGAAAAUAAAAAUAUACAGCCUUACACUGGUACGGAUACGAUGGAAGCCAAGAACAAAACGUAUUAUCUAUAUUUAUAAGGAUUUUUAAUGAAACAGUGAUCAAUUUAAUUAUUUUUAAUGUUUAGUCCAUAGGUUAAAUAAAAAAAUUGAAUCGUUUUUUUUUUGUUGUUAUCAAAAUAUUUAUGGUGAUGAUGCGUGCGGUUGUGUGUCGCUCGAUUUUAUGAUCGUCUAAAAAUAAUUAAUAAUCAAUAUUUUUUAACGUUUUAUUAGAAAAAGUUGUAUAGAUAAAUUCUACAAAAAAUUACAUAGCAUAUAAAAACAUAUUUUCUACAUUAUUAUUUUUUGUGAAUGUAAUCAUUAUAUUUUUGAUAUGGCAAUAUGGCGAAGUGCACGUCAAAUCGAGCGCGGGAAACACGUUUUAUUUAUGAAUGUUAUUUAAUAUUGUAUGAGAUUAAAUAAAAAGAGAAAGAUACAAAAAUGUGAAGUACAAAAAAAAAACUGAAUGCAAUAAUUGAAUGCAAGAAUAAAA